ACUGUUUACCAAGAAAAUUAAUUGACCCCUCUUUUGAUUUCUUCUCCCAAAAAUCUAGGGUUCUUUUGUUUCUAUUCGUUUCCUUUCAAUUUCAACAGCAACUGAUUCUCUUGUUCUAUAUCUUCUUAUUGAUUUCACCAUACUCAAUUUUUUUUCUUUUUUACCCUUAAUUGUUGGUUUCUAGGGUUUCAGUAAUUGAUUCUCUUCACGGGAAUUAUUUGGGGGUUGGGAUUUUGAUGUCCCUUUGUUGUGUUUUUGUUAAUGGGUUUCUGGAUUUUUUUUUUUUUUUUUGUAGAAUUUGAUCUUUAUUAGGUUUUGGAAUUGGUGAAUUUUAAGGGAUGUUGAAUGUGGGGAUAUGGAUAUGUUGCUUGUGGUCUGGAUGGUUGUUUCUGAGAAUGCAGGGGAAUGGGAAGAACUUUGAUUUUUGGUUCUUGAGUCAAAGUUUGUUAUUUAAUUGCAAAAUUGACUAAAUUGAGCUUCAGAUAACUUUUAUUAUUAUUUUUUUAUCUAUUUUUGGUAAUUGUAACUUGAUCAAGGAAAACAAUAACUGAUUUGGAUCUUUAAAGUUUUUAGUAUUUGGAAAAUCUUGAAUUGACCCCAUCAAUUAAGCUACUUUUUUCUAUUUCUUGAUCUAUUGGAGCAGGCCUGUGGUUACAAAUCAGUUUUCCUUGAGGGAAUUUCAAAGCAUGCAGUCAAAGUCGGACAAUAGAAAUCAAUUAGAACCUGAUUCACAUGUUCUUCUGCCAAACUCGGUUUAUUCUGAGCCCUGGUGGCGUGCGGCUGGUUACAAUCCUAACUCCACUGGACUGAGAGGUGAAAAUGUGUCCAAUUCGUCUUCAAUGGAAUGCCCUAAUGAUUUGGAGUCAAAUGAUGGCCAGUCACUGUCAAAUGGUAUGCUGGAUGAGGAGGAGGAUGCUAACAAAGAAGCACAAACUACUGCUUCUUCGCAGUCAGCUGGAAAUAGUGGGCAGAAACAUCAAAAUUUGACACAUGUUACAUCAACCGUGUCUGCUGCACACAGUGAUUGCCUGACACAAGCUCCCCAGCUUGAACUUAUUGGUCACUCAAUUGCAUGUGCAUCAAAUCCAUAUCAAGAUCCUUAUUAUGGGGGCAUGAUGACAGCAUAUGGGCAUCAGCCUUUGGGUUAUCCUCAUUUUGUUGGAAUGCCUCAUGCUAGAAUGUCUUUGCCCCUCGAGAUGGCACAAGAACCACCUGUAUAUGUGAAUGCCAAACAGUACCCAGGAAUUCUGAGACGACGACAGGCACGUGCCAAAGCAGAACUUGAGAGGAAGCUUAUAAAAGCCCGGAAGCCAUAUCUUCAUGAAUCUCGCCACCAGCAUGCUAUGCGAAGGCCAAGGGGCACUGGAGGACGUUUUGCCAAGAAAACUAAUGGUGAUGCCGCUAAGUCUUCUGCUGAGGAAAAGGGAACUGGUUCAGGUCCCAUCAUUUCUCCUCAGUCUGCCACUUCCUCAGGUUCUGAACCAUUGCUGUCUGAUUCAGCUAAAAGCUGGGACUCCUCCAUUAAUCAGCAAGAAGCAAGAGGAUCCCAAGUGCAUGACAUACCUAUUGUAAAUGGCAGUGGUCAUUACCAGAGUCACGGUGGCUUGCAGGCCCCGUCAUAUCCUUCAAAGGGAAGAGGAGAGAAUGGAGACUUUGGCCAGCGAGGGAGCAUCUCCUCUAAGCAGUCUUCACAGAGGCCUCUUGCUAUCCAGUGAACCCCUUGUGUUGGGUGGGUGCCAAGAUGGAGGUUUCCCACCCAAACAUAGGGCUGUGAAGUCAUUCUUGGCAAUCCUGUUGUCAGGGCGGCAAUUCAUUCUUGGCUUUGGACUUGUGUUUGUUUAGGUUGCAGUGAAAGGGGAGAAGAGAUGGGUGGGGCUUUGUUUAUGUUUGCCACAGCUUCAUUCAUCAUUUUUUCCAUUCUUCAUCAUUGUACAGAAUUGAAUAAACUAAAAACGUAGCUUAAUUUGUGAGGAUUCCAUACAAACUGACAGAAACCUGGUUUUCUGUGAAAACGUCAUUUAUUCUAUCAAAACUUGUAUCCUGUUUUAAACAUGACCUUUUAGGAAGUUAAGUUUCUCAAAAAAGAACCGUCUUUUGACAUUCUUUGUGGUAGACAAGUAGAUAGCCUGCUAGGUUUCAGUACCCCUGCUGUCAUCUAAUUGUAAACGAGCACUUUGCAGAGGAGGCUGCGAUUAUGAAUGCCUCUUGUAUGGAUACUCACCUGCGUUCAAGGAACGAUCUCUUCACAAGUUCACAAAACCUUCCUGUUUUCGCACUGACAUUGGCUUCUCAUCAGGCCCCUUUCUAAUCAUUUGCUCAUAAUGACAUUUACUUCGCCUUCAAUUCUCCUGCUCUCCAGCACAAACCCUCAAAAAUGGAUGAAGGUGGGAAACCAGGGUGAGUUUUCUGAUGAGGAAACUUCACGAAUCAAUCACCCAUCGUCAU
Molecule: messenger RNA, 2445 nt
Organism: Rubroshorea leprosula
Lineage: Eukaryota; Viridiplantae; Streptophyta; Magnoliopsida; Malvales; Dipterocarpaceae
Source: the annotation of a GenBank genome assembly